GGUCAUUCUCGUAUUCGCUCAAUAAGUCUGUACUAAACUAAUCAAUAUCUUUCCUGGCUCUAGACGGCUUAAUCCCUGAUCUUCAGACUCCCGUGCAUGUGACACAAAAAUAACAGGCGCAAUGCAGCCUUACCAGAACGGAAGGCAAGAUAACGGUCAUGAAUUUCCAUUACAAUCUUCAAUCGCAAGCUUCAGAUCUCCAGCAUCAACAACUUCCUUCGGCCGUUUCCAUCGCUUCAGUGUUUCACACGAUCAUGGGAUUUCGGUGACAGUCAGCACAAUUUAUGCGAUUCAGUUGUACAAUAUUUCCCGGACUUCAUCAACCCUUCCAUCCGAUACAAACCUCAGCCGACAGUAGCCACCUCUUCUUGCCAUCGAAAUGCAGUCCACACCAAGCUAUGAUACCCAGUCCAGGACAUUGCAGUACCCUCUGCAUGCUGACAGCUCCAAUGGCUCGAGUGCGUCCCCCGCAGCCCCGCAACCCCAAGGACAACCUCCACAGCACAAGAGAGUCUACCAAGCUUGCAUACCAUGUCGUCGGCGCAAAGUGAAAUGCGACUUGGGAAGCGUCGAUAACCCUAGCGACCCACCCUGUGUACGAUGCAGAAGAGAAAGCAAAGAGUGCUUCUUCUCUGCGACGAGAAGAAAGCGGAAGCACGACGAUGGUGGCACCGAUAGCCUCGAUGGAUACGACCAAGAUGAUUAUAUGGUCCGAAAUGGCAGGAAGAUGGCACAAGGUUCGCCGCCAGCUCCUGGACGGCAAUCUUCAAUGGGAGCUCCUGCUCGUGCACCUGUAUCCUACAACGAGAGUCCUACGGUCCCUGGACCACCACUGACGCCUGGCGGAUCGAUUGGACGUCCACAACCCUUGCGCCGACCGAAUCAGGGCGAUAACGAACACCGGAAUGAGGAGUAUGGAGAUGGAUCGAAUACUCAGCUCGAUAAUCCGGAAGCCCAAGAGGUGAUGCGACAGGAAGUUUAUGGCCCUCACGAUGCUCUUGAUCUUCUCUACAAGGCUACCCAAGGAGACCACCCUGGUCACAAAAGAGAGCGAAGUAAUAACAAUAGCCAACUUUCACCUGUUGUGGGCAACAAUCCCUCCUUACACCAAUCCCUUCCUCCACCAUCACGAAGUAGCAAUCAAGCUUUUCCGGAUAACUUUAUGCGACCUCCGGAGAGACGCGAAACCGCAAUCGAUCCUGCUCUAGUAACUGAGGGUAUCGACAGACCCGAGAGAACUCAAGAACAAGGUUAUAAGGAUGCAAUUAAGGCAUGGUCACGAUUUAGAUUCGUCCGAGCAGGAUGGUUCACACCACCGGAAGCCAUUGACUAUAUUGACUACUAUUACACGUACUUGUCUCCAUUAACUCCUAUCUCCCCUCCUACGUUCAAGGAUCCUGGCACUCACCCGACAUUACUUACCGAGGAGCCCAUCUUGACCGUCACCCUUCUUACAAUUUCAUCCCGAUACAAGCAGAUGACGGGUCCUGGUGGUCAUUGCAGGUCACAUGCUAUUCACGAACAGCUCUGGACUUACCUCAGAGGUAUGAUUGAGAGAUGUCUUUGGGGUCAAGAAGCCUUCGGUGGUGGAUUCUGUGGGUCAGGAGCAGAUGCGGAAGCCCAAACAUCUAGCACGGCGCCGUGGCGAGGUCUUAGAAAGGGAAGUCUCAGGACAUUGGGUACGAUCGAGAGUCUAAUGAUGCUUACGGAAUGGCAUCCACGUGCUCUUCACUUUCCGCCUGCUGAGGCUACGGACGAGCUCAUGCUUCCGUCCUAUGAGAUUUCAGAUACUUAUAGCACGGAUGACGAAGCAGGUGCUCGGGUUCCUAGAGGUGUUGGAGGCAAGAGGAUCGAGAGUUGGUUGGAACCAGCCUGGAGAAGUGAUCGUAUGUGUUGGAUGCUUCUCAGUACGGCUAUGGGUCUUUCGUAUGAACUCGGUGUCUUCGAUAAUAUCGAGGAGCUAUUAGCUGCAGGUGGCGAGAUGACACGACCAGAGUAUGAAGACGAAGCAUAUCAACAAAGAGCUCGGAGAAUCAAGAGACUACUUCUGAUAUAUGUCACUCAGCUUGCCGGUCGCUUAGGAUGGACGAACAUGGUACCUGAGAAUCUGCGAAACACAGAUACCGUCUUUGCUCCUCGUAAGAGACGAGCAUCCAUGGAAGGCAAGACCCCUGAGACGAAUACAUCUGUAUCAAACGCAUUCAGCUAUAUUCCAGAUUUAGAGCUGGAUGAUCAGAUCAUACACUGUUGGGCAGGUAUCAGCAAUGCCAUGCGGAUUGGCAAUGAGAAACUGUUCAAGUCAAGACAGUACACAACCAAGAUCAUUCAAGAUGGCAGUUAUGUAGAACUCUUGAAAGAGUUCCAGCCUUUACUCAAUGGAUGGCGGAAGGAGUUUGAAAGAUUCCGACUUCCUCCCUAUAUGCGACAUAUCCUUUCCAUCGAGUAUGAGUAUGUCCGAAUCUACGUCAACUCGCUCUCAUUGCAGGCCGUCGUAGAGAGGUGUACGAAUAACGCUGGUAACACUUCCAAUACCGCUGGGGCGACUGGAUCCGGAGCAGCCAAUGGAAAUGUUCUCUCUCCAGAAACCCAGAACUAUUACGGAAAGCUUCCACUUGCCAGACUCGGCGGCUUUUACAAAGCAGACCAAGAGUAUGUUCGUGAGGUAGUUGAUGGUAGUCGAAACCUUCUCAGAACCGUUGUGGAAGGACUGCUGCCAGGGGAUUAUCUCAAACACGCACCUGUUCGCAGCUAUUUCCGCAUCAUCAGCGGUGCCAUGUUCUUGCUCAAGACAUUUGCACUUGGCGCCUCUAAGGCUGAUGUUGAAAUCAGCAUAGGCUUGAUGGAUAAAGCAGUGGAUGCUUUACGAAACUGCGUCGUCGACGACGUUCAUCUUGGUAUCCGUUUUGCAGAUCUCCUUGAAACACUUACAUCACGUCUUCGCAGUCGCUUCAUCAGCGCCCCAACGGGUCCCCCACCGCCACUCGAGAAUGUCAGCAGAAAUCGCAGUCCAGUCAUGCACCAAGACCCAAACGCAAAGAGGACGAAAGCGGAACAGGCGGACAUGAUCCGAGAAUGGAAUGCCGGAACACCAAAUUAUAUGGGUAACACAGAUCUCAAUGUCUCAGCCACCCCGUUCGAUCUGAACUCCGGAUCUUUCUUCCCCGCUCCAGGAACGCCAUACAACCAAGCUCCCGGAUCCAAUUACGGCGACAUGCAGGAUGUCUUUGGAUCCGCGGCCGGCGAUUGGAACGCUAAUGGUAAUAAUGAGAUGUGGUAUCUCCCACCGGGAACAGCGUUCUAUCAGCAUAUUAAUGAUCAAGGUGUCACCCAAACGGCAGAGGGUGUCAACAUUGGUGGUAUGGAUCUUUUGGACUUCAUGGCGCUAGAUGCUCCUACUUUUGGGGAUGGUAGUUUUUAGGUUCUGUCUGACUGUCUUUACUUGUACUUCGGUCUCAGCGCAGAGGUGUUUGGCGUUUCCUUCAUUUUACUUCACUUCUUUUCUUUCACCAAUUCCACGAUUCGGAGUUCAGGAGCUUUGGAUAUAAUCCCACGAAAAGAAAAGCAGAAAAAACUUACUACUAGAAAUCAUUAGUGUUAGUUCGUGUACGUACGACAUCACGCUCGCUAUACAUACAUACCUAUCUCAAUGAAUGACAUUCCAUUUCAUCCC
Mollisia scopiformis is the source of this 3670-nucleotide messenger RNA. RefSeq lists its product as uncharacterized. Gene Ontology annotation, cellular component: nucleus. Lineage: Eukaryota; Fungi; Ascomycota; Leotiomycetes; Helotiales; Mollisiaceae. Gene Ontology annotation, molecular function: DNA-binding transcription factor activity, RNA polymerase II-specific; zinc ion binding. The transcript is spliced from 5 exons. The coding region runs from base 380 to 3418 and encodes 1012 amino acids. Gene Ontology annotation, biological process: aromatic amino acid catabolic process; positive regulation of transcription by RNA polymerase II. The record is from RefSeq and is a predicted model, not a curated record.